This is a messenger RNA of Nannospalax galili (Upper Galilee mountains blind mole rat), 1682 nucleotides long. It is a transcript of the gene Gatm, whose product is annotated as glycine amidinotransferase. Lineage: Eukaryota; Metazoa; Chordata; Mammalia; Rodentia; Spalacidae. The record is from RefSeq and is a predicted model, not a curated record. Gene Ontology annotation, biological process: creatine biosynthetic process. Gene Ontology annotation, cellular component: mitochondrion. Gene Ontology annotation, molecular function: amidinotransferase activity. The transcript has 9 exons. The coding region runs from base 87 to 1358 and encodes 423 amino acids.
CAAAAGGCGGCGGGCGGCAGGCUCCGUGCUGGGAGCUGCGCGCAGGCGGCCGGACCUUCCACUCGUGGAGCAGCCGGGCGGGGACGAUGCUUCGGGUGCGGUGUCUUCGCGGCGGAAGCCGCGGCGCCGAGGCAGUGCACUACAUGGGCUCUCGGUUUGGGCAAACCUUAACAGGAUGGGUGCAGCGAACUUUCCAGAGCACCCAGGCAGCUACAGCUUCCUCCCGGAACUCCUGUGCAGCUGACGACAAGGCCACUGACCCUCUGCCCAAGGACUGUCCUGUCUCCUCUUACAAUGAAUGGGACCCUUUAGAGGAAGUGAUAGUGGGGAGAGCAGAAAAUGCUUGUGUUCCACCCUUCACGGUGGAGGUGAAGGCUAAUACAUAUGAAAAGUACUGGCCAUUUUACCAGAAGAAUGGAGGUCAUUAUUUUCCCAAAGAUCAUUUGAAAAAGGCUGUUGCUGAAAUUGAAGAAAUGUGCAAUAUUUUAAAAAUGGAAGGAGUGACAGUGAAAAGGCCUGACCCCAUUGACUGGUCUCUGAAGUAUAAAACUCCUGAUUUUGAGUCUACAGGUUUAUACAGUGCGAUGCCCCGAGACAUCCUGAUGGUUGUGGGAAAUGAGAUCAUUGAGGCUCCCAUGGCAUGGCGUGCACGCUUUUUUGAAUACCGAGCAUACAGGUCAAUUAUCAAAGACUACUUCCACCGGGGUGCCAAGUGGACAACAGCUCCAAAGCCCACAAUGGCUGAUGAACUGUAUGACCAGGAUUACCCCAUCCAUUCUGUGGAAGACAGACACAAAUUGGCUGCUCAGGGGAAAUUUGUGACGACUGAGUUCGAGCCAUGCUUCGAUGCUGCUGACUUCAUUCGAGCUGGAAGAGAUAUUUUUGCACAGAGAAGCCAGGUUACAAAUUACUUGGGCAUUGAGUGGAUGCGUAGGCAUCUUGCUCCAGACUACAGAGUACAUAUCAUCGCCUUUAAAGACCCUAAUCCAAUGCAUAUUGAUGCCACAUUCAACAUCAUUGGACCUGGUCUUGUGCUUUCCAACCCCGACCGACCAUGUCACCAGAUUGAUCUUUUCAAGAAAGCAGGAUGGACCAUAGUCACUCCUCCAAUACCUGUCAUCCCAGAUGAUCAUCCACUGUGGAUGUCGUCCAAAUGGCUUUCCAUGAAUGUCUUAAUGCUGGAUGAAAAGCGCGUUAUGGUAGAUGCCAAUGAGGUCCCAAUUCAAAAGAUGUUUGAGAAGCUGGGUAUCAGUACCAUUAAGGUAAACAUUCGAAAUGCCAACUCUCUGGGAGGAGGCUUCCACUGCUGGACCUGUGAUGUCCGGCGCCGUGGCACCCUUCAGUCCUACUUCGACUGAGCAGGCCUAAUGUGGCUUGGGGCAUGGCCUCAGAUAUACCUAAGAAGCUUGGGGCAAGGUUCGUUCUCUCGCUUUAAAAAGUGCAUAGACUAUAGUGCUUUGAACAAUCACAUCCUUAGCAGGGGUCUCAAGCCUGGUUUACUUUACUUUUCUUUGACCUAAGAGUAACUUCUGUUAGCAUUACUUUCUUACCCUAAAGUUAUUUACUAUUUGGCUUCAAAUAUAAGAAUUGGGUGAAUGUGUAGCAAGGCAAAAAUUAGUCACUUGAGUAACUUGGCCACUAAUAUUUAACCAUCUACCUCUUUUUAAUUUUCUUUCCAAAAG